AAGGCAGGAGUACAGUUGUUCCAAAUGAUUCCUGCCUUCAGGAGAAUGGAUGCUGGACAGAGACAGACGAGACCGUAUUGUAGAACUGCCUGGUGUCUUUCUUUUUUUUUUUUCACCCGUUCCUGUGCACCAAUUCCUGCAUGGCUAGAGGCUGCCAACACCUCCUCAUCGGAGUAAAGCAACAGACAUCCUAGAGAGGACCCAAUUCUUCAGCUUGCAAUAUCUGGGCGUUCUUUGGACUGACAGAUCUGCUUUCUAGUUACUCAUCGGAACUGGAAAUCCUGAAGACAAAAGCAGAACUGUGAAAGAAAUAAUGAACAGAGGCUUUGUCCGUCCCUGACCCGUCCUGAAUUGGUAGGAGGAACAGUCAAGGCACCCUGAGGAAAGGCUAGUGAUGGAUUUUCUGCCGAUCUGUGCUCUGUCGUUCAUCUUAUCGCAGUUUAUCGUGUCAGCGACUCAAGGUGUCUGCAGGCAGGGCUGCCAUCCUGAAAACGGGUUUUGUGAGAGUCCCGGGGAAUGCAGAUGUCGCCCCGGGUGGAAAGGACAAUUUUGUGACCAGUGCGUCCCAUUUCCCGGCUGUCUUCACGGCAGCUGCAUCAAACCCUGGCAGUGUAUCUGCGUAGAAGGAUGGGUCGGCAGCCACUGCAACAUUGACAUCCACCCGUGUGCAACAUAUCCGUGCUCCAGCAACUCCACCUGCAUUGAAACCGGUGACGGUGGAUAUAUAUGCCUCUGUGCUCCGGGCUUUACCGGGAAAAACUGUCUGGUUAAAAUUGGGCCCUGCAUUACAAAUGGGUCUCCAUGUCAGAAUGGAGGGACAUGCUUGGACAACAAUGGGUUUUCCAGUCAUGCUUCUUGCCAGUGUCUUGAGGGUUUCACGGGCGACUACUGCGAAAUAGACAAGGAUGACUGCAGCCCCAACCCUUGCGUUAAUGGCGGAAACUGCACAGACAUUGGCCCGGGAUUUCGCUGCCACUGUCCAGCUGGGUUCGGUGGUCAAUCUUGCUCUGAACUCCUUUCAUGGUGUAACAGUAACCCCUGUACCAAUGGUGGGACAUGCUAUGAGAAGCUGGAUGGGUUCCAAUGCUCCUGCCCGCCAGAAUACUCAGGAGCCACAUGUGCUCUUCCUUCAAAAAGUAAGAGCUUAUUCACCAACGAGCACAACUAUAACUUCCCACCACAUCACAAGGGGUUCCAUCACCCAGGCCACGAAGUCCUGAAGAUCACCAUGAAGGAGACGAUCCACAACAACGACCCUCUCCUCAACCGAAGUCAAAUCAUCUGCUUCAUCAUUCUCGGCCUCCUUACUUGUCUCAUCGUCCUCAUCACCACCGGGAUUGUCUUCUUCUCCAAAUGUGAAACGUGGAUGGCCAACGCCAAGUACAGCCACUUGAUCCGCAAGAAGAAAGAUUUCUACAUGAAAGCAAACAGAGAGAAUGGAAAUGACGUCAAAAUCAUAUUUCCUGAAAAAGUCAAAAUAGCAAACUACAGCAGGAGUUAUACUACGAUUUAAACCGGGAAAUACAAAAAAAACCUAAACCGUCUUUGUUUGUUACUUGAUGUUUUUCGUCAUCAUCUCUGUGGCUGCCAGACUUUAUAAA
Nanorana parkeri is the source of this 1601-nucleotide messenger RNA. It is a transcript of the gene DLK1, whose product is annotated as delta like non-canonical Notch ligand 1. The record is from RefSeq and is a predicted model, not a curated record. Gene Ontology annotation, cellular component: protein-containing complex; plasma membrane. Gene Ontology annotation, molecular function: calcium ion binding. Gene Ontology annotation, biological process: heterophilic cell-cell adhesion; establishment or maintenance of epithelial cell apical/basal polarity. The transcript is spliced from 6 exons. The coding region runs from base 395 to 1513 and encodes 372 amino acids. Lineage: Eukaryota; Metazoa; Chordata; Amphibia; Anura; Dicroglossidae.